This is a messenger RNA of Bombyx mandarina (wild silkworm), 991 nucleotides long. RefSeq lists its product as uncharacterized. Gene Ontology annotation, molecular function: RNA binding; zinc ion binding. NCBI's taxonomy places the organism in Eukaryota, Metazoa, Arthropoda, Insecta, Lepidoptera, Bombycidae. The record is from RefSeq and is a predicted model, not a curated record.
AUGUAUCCGCGAAAAAGCUUAUUGGAUCUAAAUAAUAAUAUGUUGGACGUGAAUAAUUUGUUUCCAACGCCCAUGGAAAGUGAUUUAUUGCAGACAUUAUUAAAUCCAGGUCGAUCACCAUAUAACCAAUCAACGCCAAUAAAUUCAAGCUCAAAUGAUUCAACAACCCCCGAGUCCCUCAUAGAUGUAUCUAUGAAAUCUUUUAUGAAAACUGAUAAUGAAACUCCUAGUGCAGUACGACGCCAUCGUCCAAUAUUUGGUCGAAGAAUUAUGAUUGGGGAUGCACAGCCAACAUUUGAACCAACUCACACACCAAGCUUUGAAACAACAUUGGAUAAAAGUCUUUCAAAUAUUUGGAAAGAGGACAAUGACUCUGUAUUCUCACAAACACCCCCAAAGUAUUAUAAUAAUGAAUACAAUUACAAUAAUAGUGAAUUCUAUGAACUAUUUCCGAAAGAGAGCAGAUCAACAAUUGGAAACAAUUUGAUGAACAAUAGAAACUUUUCUAUGACAUCUUCUGAUUUGUCAUUAAAUAUGAACACAUAUCAAUCACAGUUCACAUCAGCAAACUCUUCAAAUAUGAGGGCUUUAAAACCUUUUGGGCCGACACAAUUCGGACCAUUGACCACACCACAAGUAACAUUUGAGAGUAGCUCAAAAUUUCCGUUCAAUACGAAGAUAUGUUCAUUUUGCCGGAAGAAUGGCGAAGCUCCAAACGUGUACGGGACACAUACUGUGAGGCAGAAAAUAGGAAACAGAAGCGUUGUUAUGUGCCCCAUCUUGAGACGUCACGUGUGUAACACAUGCGGAGAGACCGGAGACAACGCACAUACCAUAACAUACUGCCCCAUUUUGAGAAGAACAAACAAUGGUGCACCGCUUCAGUCUACCACAAUUACUCUGAAGAAUACUCGUGUUAAGAGCAAUGGUAGGAGACGAUUUUGAAUUUUAUCGGUUUAUGUAAAAAGUAAUUUAUUUCCCGCAAAGAAAG